This is a messenger RNA of Phoenix dactylifera (date palm), 1425 nucleotides long. The record is from RefSeq and is a predicted model, not a curated record. Lineage: Eukaryota; Viridiplantae; Streptophyta; Magnoliopsida; Arecales; Arecaceae.
AUGAACCCCAUGAUCGACAUCGCCUGCUUGCUCGCCGAGCAUCAUGUGACCGUCACCGUCCUCACCACUCCUGCCAAUGCCUCCCGUAUCCGAUCAACCAUCGACCGCAUCUCCAAUUCCGCUCUUCCAAUCCAAUUCAUCCCCCUCCACUUCCCCGGCACGGAGGUGGGCUUGCCUGAGGGCUGUGAGAACAUGGACAGCAUCACCUCCACAACCAUGAUCACCACCUUCCUUAGCGCAUCCAAGCUCAUGAGGAAACAGAUGGUGCACCAUCUCCACAAGCUGAAGCCUGCCCCAAGCUGCAUCAUAACCGGCAUGGGCUUCGCAUGGACGUACAAGAUUGCUCGAGAGUUCGGAGUUCCUUGCUUUCUCUUCCAUGGCUUCAGCUGCUUCUCCCUAUUCUGUUUACACAACCUCCAUCUCUACAAGUCUCAUCAGACUGCAUCCUCCCCCACCGAGCCCUUCCUGCUGCCCGGCUUGCCUCACCGGUUCGAGAUCACGAGGUCGCAGCUGCCACUGUAUUUCCAACUGUUGCCCCAGCAUCAGGAGACGUGCGACGAGCAGAGGGAAGGCGAGCUCGCGGUGGACGGCGAGGUUGUGAACAGUUUUGGUGAGUUGGAGCAAGGGUAUGCUGAAAGGUUGGAGGCGACCACCGGGAAGAAGGUUUGGACCGUCGGGCCUGUAUCUCUAUAUAACAAAGGGCGGUCGGAGAUGGCGGAGAGAGGGAAGAAGUCCUUGUUCGACGUGCAGUGCUUGAAUUGGCUUGACUCAAAGAAGCCACAGUCCGUAGUUUAUGUUAGUUUUGGCAGCAUGGGUAGAUUUACGCCAGAACAGAUGAUGGAGCUGGGCUCGGGGCUGCUUGCUUCAAACCGGCCUUUCAUUUGGGUGAUCAGGGAAGGAGAGAGGUCAUCGGAGGAGGUGGAGGACUGGCUUAUGGAGAAGCUCGAGAAGAAUGCGGAUUCAAGGUGUCUUCUUAUAAGGGGGUGGGCACCGCAGGUGAUGAUUCUGGCACAUCCAGCGGUCGGAGGGUUCGUCACCCACUGUGGUUGGAACUCGACUCUUGAGGCCGUGAGUUCAGGGUUGCCAAUGGUUACUUGGCCUCUGUUUGCGGAGCAAUUCCUAAAUGAGAAGUUGAUUGUGGAUGUCCUGGGGAUCGGGGUGGUGGUCGGGGUCCGGACUGCCACGGAGUGGGGGCGAGGGGGAGAGGAUGGAGUUUUGGUGGGAAGGGAGGCGGUUGCCAUGGCCGUGGAGAGGUUGAUGGAUGGAGGGGAGGAGGGGAAGGAGAGGACGAGGAAGGCUAAGGAGCUGGGAGAGAAGGCAAAGAAGGCUUUGGAGAAGGAUGGCUCUUCGUACUCGAGCAUGACAAACUUAAUUCAGUACGUAGCAGAACGUUCUGCAAAGAGGGCUGGGUUCAUAGCUGGUUAG